Messenger RNA from Metarhizium brunneum ARSEF 3297, 984 nucleotides. RefSeq names its product Ubiquitin-conjugating enzyme E2 J1 (gene UBE2J1). NCBI's taxonomy places the organism in Eukaryota, Fungi, Ascomycota, Sordariomycetes, Hypocreales, Clavicipitaceae. The record is from RefSeq and is a predicted model, not a curated record.
AUGGCAACAAAACCGAAUAAUUCUACUCCUCAAGUCAGCUCCAAGUCGCCAACAAUUCGGAGAAUCCUACGCGAAGCCGCCGAGAUCUCUAACUCUCCUUCUCCCGAUUAUACGGCCGAGCCUCUCGAGACUGAUCUGUUCGAAUGGCACUUUACUCUGCGCGGUCCUCCAAACUCUGUUUAUGGCGAGGGUAUCUAUCAUGGCCGAAUAGUCCUCCCACCCACGUAUCCAUUGCGACCGCCAAGCUUCCGAUUUACCACGCCUAAUGGCCGAUUCGAAGCGAAUCGCGAGAUUUGUCUUAGUAUCAGUGGCCAUCACGAAGAGACAUGGCAGCCGGCUUGGGGCAUCCGAACUGCAAUUGUAGCACUUCGCAGCUUCAUGGAAACGGACGCUCGCGGACAACUUGGUGGAUUAGACACAACGGAGGAGGUUCGCCGCCGCCUUGCUCGUGAAUCCCGCACUUUUAGGUGUUCUACAUGUGCCCGGUCAAAUGCAGAUAUCAUAUCGGAAACUGAAAGACAGUCUGAAGAAUCGAGUUCCCCGGCCAAAAAUGACGUCAAAGUGCCCACGGAAUUAAGUAUGGGCUGGAGAGAUGAAAUGGAGUCUAGGCAGCAAGAUGAUGGCCGUGAAUCGAGGGCUCUGGAUCGGUCUCAGGUCCCUGAGGACCCCGACUCUGAUUCUGCGGAACUUGCGGAAGGCUUUGUACAGACAGUGCCUGUCAACAGGGGUAGUGCUGAACUACCACAAAUGACUUCCAUACCCGAGGAGCGUGGAUCGUCUUCUUCAGGCGUACCGACAGCGUCCCGUGUCUCCUCAUCAAGGGAUAUCGACCGAACAUCCACUCAAGUAUCACAACAGGGACAAAGGCGGCCAGCCACAAUGGGUUCACGAGGUGAUGGGGUCCCGCUAUGGAUUGACCGAGCUAUCGUGGCCUUGGUGAUUGUUCUAGCUGCACUUCUUCUUAAAGUAUUGUUCGGCAUCUAA